This is a messenger RNA of Ziziphus jujuba (common jujube), 2382 nucleotides long. RefSeq lists its product as uncharacterized. The transcript has 9 exons. The record is from RefSeq and is a predicted model, not a curated record. NCBI's taxonomy places the organism in Eukaryota, Viridiplantae, Streptophyta, Magnoliopsida, Rosales, Rhamnaceae. Gene Ontology annotation, biological process: transcription by RNA polymerase I. Gene Ontology annotation, cellular component: RNA polymerase I transcription regulator complex. Bases 297 to 2237 code for a protein of 646 amino acids.
UUUUUUUUUUAAACUUUUUUGCACCGUUUUUCAAGAAAACGUUUUCACUUUUUUUAGGUGAAAAUAGAAACGGAAAAUUUUCAUUUUUUUUCAACAAAUCUCCCAUCCCGCCAGUCUCCGGUCUCAGUCUCCAAAAGCUCUCUCGUGGUUGCUCUGCAUUCCUCAUCGCCGGCACCGGAAUAAUCGCCGGUGAGUUGAAUGUUUCCAGUUUUUUUUCCGACGAAGUAGUGGAAUUUUUUCUCAGUUUGAUUCCCGAAGUCUAAUGUGUCACAAUAAUCCCUAGGUCGUCAGCUAGUAUGUCCGGAAUCGAAACCCCAAAGCGCCAAGAAGAUGAACAUGGCAGCGCAGACCGACCAGGUGAAAAUCCAAAAAUGUUCGGAGCUGAAACCCUAGAGCACCAACAUGAUGAAUAUGGCACAGAAGACCAACCGCAUAACCGCAAAAGGAAGUCCGGCACAGAAGUUAACGAUAACACUGAUGCCACAUCAACAAGGCUCAUGAAACGCAUCGUUUUAUCAUUGACCAAGCCUUCCUACAUCCUAGGCAUUGGUUCCAAGACUAUCAGGGCCGAGAACCGUAUCAGACUUAGCCAUCUCUUGCGUCGCCUGGUGAGGCAGCGUAACUGGACCGAUGCCAGCGGCGUCUUGAGCGUCUUGUUGAAAGGGACGUGCAAGGACAGGUCGCCGAUCAGCAACCGCUUCAAGUAUUCGGCAUCAAUGGAGCUUCUUGAUCAUAUGGGAGGUGAUUAUUUUAGUAGGACAAGGAUCAAGAAUAUUUAUGAUGUUUGGAUGAGGAAGCUAGGAUCAAUGAGAAUUUGGCCAAUUGAGCAUAGAUUUGCAGUUCAUGUAGAGUUCGUCCUUUUCUGUCUUUCACAAGGAAAUGUUGAGGACGCUUAUCAGGCUGCUCUAGGCCUUAUGCAAGAACGUGAGUUUGGGAAAGACCCGGUAUCAAAUCUGAUUGUGGGAUUGACAUACCGUCAUUUGUGGUUUUCCACCAUUCCAAAAGAGAUGCAGUGGGUGGAAUCUGAGCAGUUUCAUACCACCAGACAAACAAAUGAACUACAUGCUUACUCAGAAAGGCUUAGUGCAGUUAACGCUCAAGAAGCUGCAACUGCCCUUCAUUGCGAUUCGGACACCUCUAUCGUGAAUGGUAAAAUGUUAACAACUGAUGCUGACAGUAGGUUACACAGAGAACCUUCUGCUGGGGUUGAUGACAUGCAGACAGAUACUCUUCCACAGAAUUUCCAAACCCAGGACUUCUAUGCAAAUUCUGCUGAAAGUACGGGAAAUGAAGCUUUUAUGUCGAAUCAUGGUGAUCAAAGUCAAAAUGUUUGCAUUUUCUCUGCUCUGGAGGGAUUGGAUUUAUUGUUAUUGCCCUUACGGUUGCCGCACUCGAAGGGGAAUUUUGAGGAAUUAUUUUAUUUGCAUAGGCAAUUGCUUAAUGACUACUAUAAGGAUGCAGUGAAGUACUUACGCCUUGCUCUUUACUCAACCCCUCCAAUGUUGGCAUCCUUACUUCCUCUGAUACAGUUACUGCUGAUUGGAGGUCAAGUUGAUGAGGCCCUAGAUGAGCUUGAGAAGUUCUGUAGUGAUUCAAACACAGCACUACCUAUUCGAUUGAGGGCUAGGCUUUUGGAGCAUUUUGAUUGCAACAAUAGUGCCCUGCUUUCCACCUGUUUUGAGGAUAACUUAAAGAAGGAUCCAACAUGUUGUUAUUCAUUGGCAAAGCUUGUCAGCAUGCAUCAAAAUGGAGAUUAUAGCCCCGAAUCUUUAUUGGAAAUGAUAGCCAUGCAUCUAGAUGCGACCUAUGCAGACUUCAAUACAUGGAGAGAGUUUGCUUUAUGUUUUCUGAAACUUUCUCAGCAUGAAGACGACCGAGUUUCAGUAUGUCUUAAUGAAGAUGGAUAUAAACAUCAUAGCUUGGUUUGCUUCAGUAAGACACCUAAAAUAUUUACAGAGGGUAAAUCAGGAAAGAGUUGGAGACUUCGCUGUCGAUGGUGGUUGACACGGCACUUCAGUCAUAAGAUACUCUCAUCAGAAAUUUUAGCAGGUGAUUUUCAACUUCUAACUCAUAAAGCAGCUUGCGCGGCUCAUAUGUACGGAGAGGAGUUUGAUUAUGUAGCAGGUGCUAAUACUUCUCUGAAGGAGACUGGUGAAAGGGAUUUGCUCUUAUUCUUGCAAAUGAAUAUUCAAAGUUGCGUUGGAUUCUAUUCCAAUUUCCGACGGAAUACUAAUUAAAUAGAUAUGAAUUAUUGUAAAUACGUCGGUUAAUAGCUUUUGCUAUUAUUUCUUCUGCCAAUGUCUAUCGAACCCUUUGCAAUCUUAAUACAACAAAUUAAAAUAAAAUAAAAUAAAAUAAACCAAACAAACAAGCCUUUGUAUA